UGGUGGUUCAGUGGUGGAGUUCUCGCCUGCCACGUGGGAGGCCGGGGUUCGGUUCCCAGCUGAGGUGUAAAGAGUAGUUAUAUAUGUCUGAGUUUUUGGUUUUAAUUAAACUAAUUGUUUUGCAGAGAAAGUUAUAGUCACUAGUAUUGGUAUAAGAUAUAAACUGAACGUUUUAAAUAGUUUGUUUGGUUCAAAUUGAAAGACUAAUUCAUUCAACUUAAUAUAAGAACGGAGAUUUUGAUGCAAGGCGAUGUCUGUUCACUAAAUGAUUUGUUGGGAAUAAUACAUUGGGAAAAGAGUCGUAAUUAAAAAUGCUAAUUCAAAGACGAGACAGUAACUUAAAUCAAAUUAAUUCUGAAUAAUAACGGGGGAACAAUUACGAUAGAUUUGUGUCCAUCGAAAUGUUUUUAUAAGAUUAGCGAAUUGAGAGAUGUUGAUUGAUGUUGUAAACUCUAAUUCAGGAUUCAACAGAUGUGAUAAAUUAGGUUUGGUUUAUCGAACCCGAAAUACUGUUGUUGCAGACAGCCAACCAUUAUUUACAAUGAGUUGAAAAUCGUUGCGAAAUGAGUCAAGAUUGAGCGCUUGUUGAUGACAUCACUUGCGAGGUUUCCGUCGCCACGGAAAUAAUGUCUUGACUGGGGGUGACAGAGAAAAUGGUUAGUGUCCUUUAGAGAAGGUGAGGGCGUUAAUGUUGAGUCACUUUUCAGAAGAUGAUAAACAUUUCGAAAUACAUUUUUAAAAAAGGAGUAUGUAAAUCGUCAUGAAAGAUGCUAAAAAACUAGCAGCUGAUUCGCUGGGUGGGUAUCAUUGAUUUGUGGCGUUUAUUUGGACUGUAAUUGUGCCGUGAGAGAGAGGGAUUGGAUGUCUGAGUCAUAAAACAUCGCGAUGGUGGAUUCUGAUGGUUGUUGAUUCUUGGUUUGAUCGUUUGAAUAGCACCAGUGAAUUUGAGCACUGUUUCCAUUAUGUGGAACGGUGUCAGGGUAUUAAUGAUGAAAAGCAACCUCUAUGGUAAAACAUAAUUGUACAUGUUUCGGUAAACUAGCGAGGUUGAAUUUGGUUAUUUGAACAUUUCCCUUGAUACGUAGACAUACGUAACAGGGGCAAGUUGUUUUUCCUUGAGGAACACGCAGAUGGUGUUUUGUUUUAUUGAGAUGUAAAUGUGAGUUGAAGGAGCCAAGGGAAAAUACGUUAUUUUGAUUAAAUAUCUGGGAUUAUAAUCAUGGGGAGAAUGAGGCCAUAAACGACCAAAUUGGAAAGGCCUGGAAGUUUUGAUUAAUCAUUAAGGUUUGCAAAUAUAUACACAUAAAACAUUUGUUAGGACUAUUUGUUUUGGUGCAAAGGUAUUUUAAAGAGACACGCUCAAAUAUGGAACUUUAUGAGUUUUAAAUUACACAAGUGAAUUUGGAUUUUAAGGAUAAAGGGUUCUUUGAUAUGUCUAAUGUAGUAUAGAACUUGACUAUAAAAGGGUGGGUUGACUCAUGGACCUUAUCAUGACUGUCUUCUAAGGUCUGAUCAGCCUUGGGGGAGAGUCAUUGGUAUAAUGAAUGUGGUCAUAUUGAGAUACUAGUUUUAAGGUAAAUUCAUUAUAAAGGAGUUUAGGUUAGGAGGUUAGGAUAGGAGAUAUAUUAAGCCAAUAGGGCAGGGAAUUACAUAGAAAAAUAAGUUUCAGUUCUUAGGGGUGAUAAAUUACUGUAGAUAAGGAAUUCUGCACUCUGCAACAUAUAUUAAAUUCAUGUUAUUGUCAGAUAGAAUACUGAGGGUCCUUGAAGGAAGGAUUUUGAUAUGAUAAGCAUUUGUUUAGAUUUUUUUUUGACCAUUAGGGGUUUAAAAAAAAUAUAUAGUAUUAAAAUUAACAGGUAUAUAGGACAUCUGUGAUGAUUUAGGAUUAUUGUUAGGUUGAUUAAGGAAAUGUAAGGACUUUAGAGAUUGACACUCAUAGACAUGAUUUUAGAUAAAGUCAAACAGUUAGAAGCUUAGUGGUAUUUGAGAAAUAUGAGAGAAAGGGUUUAAAUUGGUAAAUAUAUAUUUAAGAAAAUAUAUAACCAGCGCAGAUAGUUCUUAAGUAGAUAAGAAACUUGACAGGGAAUUGGUACUGGAUUGACGCCCAAGGGAGAAUUGGACAUGUGGAAAACUAAAAGGGGCUCCUUCAUGAUGAUGUCAGACAUAAGGAUAAUAUACUAAUCUUACCUAAGUCAUUAUUUAGAGUAGGUAAGGUUGAUACCUGGGCAGAGUCAGGUAUCAAAAGGGGGAUGGGUAAAUUGUGGUCUAGGAUAGGAUGGGGCUUAUUGGAUAAGAAACUAAUAAAAAAAAAAAUAUGUAAGCUAACAAUUGGGAAUAGAAGUUAAAGAUAAAAUCAGAUAAAACAUAUGAGAAAUUGUUUGUUAACCAAGCCUGUAUGUCCAGGAUUUUAUGCAUUACAGGUGAACUACAGGUGAAGUCACUCAAUCCAGUCCCCAGAGGCUUGGGGACCAUAGAAGACCCCUGGUGACAGCUAGCUGAAAGAGCUACCCAGAUUAAUAUCGCACGGCAGAAGGGUAAGACACUUUUUUCACUGUCGGACAAUAAACAGUGUUCGGGAGAAGAACUGGAAUUAACAGAAUUCCGGGGGCCAACUCUCGAAUGAAGCAACCCUACCUGUCCUAUCACCCCUGUUUUUGUUCAUAGAAGUGAAGAUGUGUCUGGCUCUGGCUAAGCGAUGUGUAUUUUGUUCCAAAAUAAGCAUAAGAGAUCCCUAGAUCUGGGUAGACAAGAAGUUAGAGUAGAGAUUACAUGAUAACCGACUUCGGACAGUUCUAGGAUUGGAGAAGAGGGUAUCCUUAUAGCAUGGGGGAUCCCACAAGGGUGGAUAGGUUUUCCAUGAUAUGGGGAAACCUGGGAGCAAUGUUGAACUUUGUAAAGGUGAUGAAAUCCUACUAACCAUCAAAACUAUUAAGCUCUCUGAUGCAGGCACUCACACCCUCGGACUACAAAGGACGAGGACAGACAUGAUGGGUGUGUUUUCUAUUAAGGUACUGCCAAGACCAGAGGUAGCUGGACACACUCCUCUACCACCACUGUGUUAAAAAUACCAUUCAGGUAAUUAAUGUUAGAGACUAUUCGGCUAUGGAUCAAUUAGAAACUGAGACUGGUUUUGAUAGUAGGGACAAUUUGUGGCUGUCUUAUAUGAGGUACACAGCUAAAACCCUGAGAAGAAAGGACUGUAUUAUUUGUAGUUAUGCUAGACCUGUUCUGGCUACACACCCAUUUGCAGUAGGAGAAGGAGAGGGGUGGUUGUGUAUUCUGAGAAGUUUUUACCAGGUUAAGCCCAAUUCAACCCUCUGUUCCUCUUUGAGCCUUGUGUUUCCUGCAGUACCUCCUCAUCGGGCCUCUUGGGGUGUUGAGGCAUAUGGGGGCAAUUACGAGUGCAUCACGGGUACAGGUAAUGGUAUUGAUUAUGGGAGAUUGCCUGAAGCUGAUUGCAGGAGUAACAUAACCAUUAAUUCCACUUGGCCAGUUACAGGCCUAAACCAAACUAGUGGUCUGGCUGAUGUAUGUUGGAUGAGUGGAGCAAAAAGAGUGCUGAGACCCAUUCUUAGAGGAGAAUGGCAAGGUACGUGUGGUCUGACCAGUUUGAUAAUUCCACUGACCAUUGUUGAUGUUGUUGCUGAACAGCUGCUGAGUUCUGUAACCAGGGGACCUGAAAACAUUCCAUCCCAUGGGAGACAUAGAUGUAGUAGUGCUCCAUGGAGAGGAUGUAGUUGACAUACACACUAACCUGUUGGGUGUGCCAGUGGGGGUUCCUCAUGAGUUUCAGGCCUUGGGUAGGAAUGAUGGACUCUGGCACUUACUACCUACUAUGGGUCCAGCCAUGGUGGAUGCUAGACAGACUGCAUGGAUUAAUUAUAUCUACUAUAAUCAACAGCGUUUUGUGAAUUACUCCCGUGAUGCACUCACUAGUAUGUCUGAACAGCUUGAGGCCACAUUUGGGGUUUCCAGACAGAAUAGACUUGCCUUGAAUAUGCUUCUUGCCAGUCAGGGGGACGUCUGCAAGAUGUUCGGUAAACAAUGUUGCACAUAUAUUAUAUUCCUAAUAAUACCAGUUCAGAUGAUAGUUUUUAAACUUCACAAUCUAAGGCGGGCUUGAUGCACUGUCUGCUAAGAUGAGGUCCACGGGGGGGUGGAGGAGUCUGUUCUCUUGGCCUGGUUUGGUAAGUGCACUGGUAUGAUGGUUACUGGAUUUCUGACCCUAAUUCUUGUAUUAUUUGUUAUUGAUGUGAUGUGCUGCUUGCAUCAUACCGUGUUUUGAGAAGUCUGUUACAGAUGUGGUGAGGGCUUCAGGCAUAUGCCUUUGCUUGAUGCUCCAGUUGGCGAUGCUGAUACGGACGCAUGCUUUCAGGGGAAGAUGGGACUGACUGAUGAUGACACAUGGUUUGGAGUUCCUGGGUGGCAAGGAGCCCACCUGGUACAGGAUAGGAGUAGCUGAGAGGACCAGAUGGUUUCUAAUAAUUCUUUACUCUGUUUUCCAUGACCAAAGUUUUAUCCUACAUCUUACAUGUCAAUAACAAUAAAGUUUUAUCCUGUUUUUGAUGAGUGACACCCUUGGGGGGAACAAAGGCAUACAACAAAGGCAUAUAUAACUUGUUAUUAGUAAUAAACUUUUUAUUAUUUUCAUGAAAUGCUAUGACUGCUGAAAUAAAGGAUAAUUGAGUGACACCCUAGCAGGAGUCAAAAGGGGGACCUAAAUUUCACACUAUUUUCUUUUGUUCUGUUUUUGAAUGAGCUGUUCUCUUUUGACAUGAAGGUAGUUUAAACUUUGUAACUGUUAUAUGAUUCAUUGCUGAGUUUUUGUUCACACCCUUGGGGUUAUUUUACAUUAUAGCCAUUACCAUAUAUAUGAUUGAAUAUUAUCUGCUGUUGCCUUGUGUGGAUGUAUGUAUGUGUUAUGCUACCUAGCUGAUUUGAAACAUUGUUAAAAGUAUCAGGGCCAUGGAACUUUCUCAUGCUGGAAAAAUACAGAAGGAAGGGCACAUUCAGAGCGUGGGGUUGCGAGAACAAGCGGUCUUUUUGGUUAGAUAACAGGAGCCAGGUGCGAGAUAACGGUAUGGAGCAUGAGACCCAUCUCAGUUUUUGCAGCAAUUUUAGGAGGGGGAUCCAAUUGCUUUUAUUGAUUAAGCUUCUCCAUUGUAUGGCGUGUCCCAUCUGGGAUGGGAAGAGGGGGAAAUUAUUUUUCUUUGUGGGCCAUUUCCGGAUAGACAUACCUAGUUUAGGAUAUUUUUCCUUUUUGGAUUAUGUCUUCGUUUUUGCUUGGAGUAAUGUAUCUGGACUAUAUCACAUCUCUUAGGAGAUGUGAAGAGAGGUAUCACAACUUUUUCCUGCUGGAAAAAGCUGGCUAAUGUGGACAAUAAUUUUUACUUUUAUUUUGAGCUGUUCUCCGCUCUGUUAAAUGAGGGUUGUAAGUUCCUAGGUGGCUGGUAGCCAACUUAGUACAUAGUGGGAUUGAAUGGAGAACAUGAUGGUAAUACAUAAAUGUCUAUUUCUGUUUAAUACCGUGCCUUAUUUCAUAGUCCUUUUGGGAGAAGUUUCUCUUUGUGUCUGGACCUAGUUAGGUUGUGUCACGUCUCUGGUGAGACGUGAAGAGAGGGUUUUGUAAAGAAUUGCUAUUAUGCAGGAGACCAAUCUACUGCUAAAUACGUGGCUAUUGCAUUGUUAUAACUGAGACAACACAUAGCAACGUAUUUUCACAGUAAAGCCUGUGGGGUCCCCUACAGGAUAGCUCCCACAUUACACAUAAUCUCCCUUUUAAACGAACACUGUGUGCCCGAAGAAGAUUCUACGAUGACGGACAGACAACUGAGCCAAUGGCAGAAGACUACAGACUACAACCAGCUGAACCAAUCCGGAGAUCCGAUCUUCCUAGAGUCAACCUACUUUCUGUGACGUAUAUAAGGGCUGUGCUGACUGUUUACGCUCUCUGCCUGCUGUUCCAACACGAACUAACGGAAGAGCCGUAUUUACGUGUACCAGAUAUUCUCCCUCUGAAAUAAACUGUCGCUUGUCGUACAAUUUUAACACCUGGGGCCUGUUGCACAAAAGUAGAAUUAAGACAUCCGGGAUAAAUGACUCAGCUGAGCUCAAUGAAGCCAAAACAUGUGCGUCCAGGCUUAAUUGGUUGCACAAUGACCAAGCCAGGAUGAGCAGACACGGAUUCAUUAAGCCAGGUGAAACCAAUCCUGGAUAGGUGCGCGCUCACGGCUCACUCAAAUAGACCCCGCCACAGAUUAACUGAUUUACCAUGGCAACUAGAGCCGCGUACUUUUCCCCGUCGGAAGCACAAAUCCUCAUGGAGGCAUACGAGGAGGUAAAAUAUAUAAUUAAGAAGAAAGGCAACACCGCCACAGUGAUAAAGCAAAGAGAAAAAGCGUGGCAAAGUAUUGCAGACCGCCUGAAUGCAUUAAACAUGAACGGGCCAAAACGGACAUGGCAGCAGGUCAAAAUCAAAUACAAGAACAUUCUGCAGAAUGCAGUGAAAAAGAAUACCCACAGACAAGGCACGGGUGGUGGGUCACCAAAGGCUGACCUUACCCCAGCAGAGGACAUGGCCUUGGAGCUAAAUAAAGGCAGGCCCGUCUUAGAGGGGAUCCCUGGGGGGAAAGAGACGAGCAUAGGUUCCUCCCAAGAUGCCACCCGCUUCAUUCAAGUGCCUGGCAGCACUGUGUUCCUGUUAGAGCCACCAGCACAAGCACCAGACGAUGCUGAUCCAGGUGAAGGCCCCAGUGCAGCAGCAACAGCACAUGAUGGAGACGAUGAUGAGGAGGAGACCAUCUCUCUGGAUUCCAGAAGGCAUGAGGACCCAGAUGCUAUACAGUGGGAAAACCAGCCUGGCAACAUAAGCUCACAAGCUAUCAGAAAGUUGUAUGGCAACCACCUCCGGCGCCAAAUAGAACUGGCAGACAUAGACAUUCAGUACAAGAAGAAAAAGAUGGAAAAUCUUGCACUGGAGUCCGAAAUAAAAAGAGGACAAUUAUGAAACUGGACCUUGAAAUAAAAAAACUUGAGAGGGAGCUCCAAGAAGAUGACACAGCUCAAAAUAAAAAUUUGGUAUAUUCUCGUAAAGUCAAGUGAGCCAUGACAUAUGAGCUCUUAUUGUGAGCACACAGGACGGUGGCAUCUUUCUAAGGUUUUUUUUAUUUUCCCAGCAAUCAGUACAACCAAGUCAUCGUUAUAAGGCAUCGCCCUCUUUUGCCCACCCCCCCAGCACCAGGUGUGGCCACUAGCCUAUAUGAAGGCCCAAAAUUGUGUGUUCCUUUCUGCUCUGACAAUUGCAUGCCCAUUCGUGCGAGAUGUGGUGGAUGAAGAAGCACUUGUGCUGAGGAGAGCCUUCAGGCGAGAAAGGGUCUUCAGGGACCGGUUGGACCCACUGGCCUUCCCUGAUGACCAUCUAUAUGAAAGAUACAGGUUUUCUGCAGAUGGCAUCAGGUAUCUAUGCAGACUACUGGGUCCCAGGAUUAAGCACCGCACUGCACGGAGCCAUGCACUGAGUGUGGAGCAAAUGGUUUGUGUGGCCUUGCGCUUUUUUCUAGUGGAGCCUUCCUGUACUCAGUGGGGGAUGCAGAACAGCUGAACAAGGCCACAAUUUGCCGCACAAUAAGGAGUGUGUGUCUGGCUAUCAAAGCAUUAGCAGAUGUCUUCAUCUCCUUCCCUGGCCACAGAAGACUCUGUGACAUCAAAGAGGAGUUCUAUAGGAUUGCAGAUGGUCUGCAAUGCUGACUGUGUGAUCAGCAAUGUUGUGGCAAAAUGGCCUGGCUCAGUCCAUGACUCCAGAAUCUUUCGGGCCUCUGAAAUCUAUCAGUGCCUAUCACAAGGUGAAUUCUCUGGUGUGUUGCUGGGAGACAGGGGUAUGGCUGCCAGCCUUUUCUCCUGACACCUUUCACAGACCCCCAGGAAGCACAGCAGGCCUACAACCAUGCCCAUGCCAGGACCAGGGCCAGAGUUGAAAUGACCUUUGGCCUCCUGAAGGCACGCUUUCACUGCCUUCACAAAUUAAGGGUCAGCCCUGUUAGGGCAUGUGAUAUUACUGUGGCUUGUGCUGUCCUCCACAAUGUGGCCUGCCUGAGGAAGGAGAGGGCCCCCAGAGUGCCACCAGCCAUGGACUGGGACAAUCCGGCAAUCUUCCCUGAUGACGACAGUGGUCGGCUGCUGAGGGACCAAUAUGUGUUGAAUUAUUUUAGUUAGUAUGUGUGCUUUCAAUUUUGGUUAAAUAUGUCCUGCGGUGGCAGAGGAAUUUGGUUUUUUUUGGGUUCGUUUUUUGACGAAUUUGGCCUCUUAUGAUGUUUGUGCGGUAUACUGUGUAUAAUACAAGGCUGCAGGGAGGCUACUGCAUCCAUUCAUUUGUCUGUUCAGUUGAUGUGUAUGGAUUUGUCCUGCAUUUAUUUUAUUUUAUAUCAUUUUGUAUAAUAUGCUUGGAUUCUGUGCUUUCCAUCUUGUAGAGUCACUGACUUCAGUUUCGAAAGGAGCUGAUGGUUUACCUGCUUUGUUUUGUCCUUAUUCAAUAAAGGAACAUAAUGUUACACAUUGUGUUUUUAUAUUCA
This is a messenger RNA of Oncorhynchus nerka (sockeye salmon), 8567 nucleotides long. RefSeq lists its product as uncharacterized. Gene Ontology annotation, cellular component: nucleus. NCBI's taxonomy places the organism in Eukaryota, Metazoa, Chordata, Actinopteri, Salmoniformes, Salmonidae. Bases 6272 to 7006 code for a protein of 244 amino acids. The transcript is spliced from 10 exons. The record is from RefSeq and is a predicted model, not a curated record.